This is a messenger RNA of Echinococcus granulosus, 618 nucleotides long. RefSeq lists its product as hypothetical. The transcript has 7 exons. Lineage: Eukaryota; Metazoa; Platyhelminthes; Cestoda; Cyclophyllidea; Taeniidae. The record is from RefSeq and is a predicted model, not a curated record. The coding region runs from base 1 to 618 and encodes 205 amino acids.
AUGAGGCAUUUUCAAUUUUUAGAACGCUUAAGCAGUACGAGUAUUAAAGGGUACCUUAUUAUUACAUUCUUUUUUUACUAUAAAUUUGCUAAAAAUCAAUAUUUUAUCUGUCCAGUUAUUUUGGAUGAUCGACAGUUGGAAAAGUUAAGGAGUUUAGAGUAUAAACACACCAGAUUUUGCAAGAAAAUGUCUACUGAGCAUCGUUCAGUAGUGUCGGUAUUCUGCUGUGAAAUUACAACUACUGGGUUAUCUCUACUACCAAAUGAAAUUUACCUAAUAACACCGUUGUUUAGCGCGCAAAAAAAUGCAUUAAAGAGAACUAUUAUCCAGUUUGGAAUUAUAAUUAAAUAUGCCAAUAAAUGGUGGUUUCUCCAGAGAAGAAGUUGUGAAAUGAGCUUAGGCAUGGGUGAUACAAAUAAUAGGGAUUACCAAAAACUCCAGACAAAGUAUCUAGUAACUGCAUUUACUUGCCUGGAAAUGAAUAUUUUUCAGUCAACAAUAUUUCGAUUAAAUUUACGAAGAACAUGUCAAACAGAUAUAAUAUGGAUUAAAUUUUUAAUGCCUAAACAAAUAAAUUUUCUUAGCAAAAUUAUAGCAAUCAAAGUAUACAAUUGUUAG